GCUGGGAUCAGAGCAGGAAGGACAUGUGAGAUAGUUACAGUUGUACAGUGGACAGGGCAAGAUCUAACCAUUUCAUCUCCGUGUCUGUGUAGAAUGACGGCGCUCGGAUGGACAUCCGCGUCGAAAGAGUAAUCUUAUUUUUAUGAGAGCAACUGUUGGAGAACAGGAAUCCUCAAAUCUGCCUUCAAAGCGUCGUUGCGCUCACUUUAACUGAUAUUAUUACGGGGACUUCGUGGAAAUCAGCAGCAACGGGAGUUAAAGUGGAAGAUUUCAUCCACCGCCUUUUCAGAUCCAUAUUCGUGAUUCAGAAUUGCGUUGGUGUGCUUUUCCUCCUCUCAGUGAGACAAUAUAAUAUUUUGGAUACUCGAUUCGGUCUUUCUUUUCUUUCUUUUUUUGCCAGAGUACACCACUAAAUAUAUUUUUCACUACGAUUUUUGGAUGCACCGAUGAGAGAUCCAGUUUUUACAGGGACUGCCAUGGCUUACCACCCUUUCCACGCUCACCGGCCGACCGACUUUCCUAUGUCAGCCUUUCUAGCGGCCGCGCAACCCUCCUUCUUCCCGGCGCUGACUUUGCCUCCCGGGGCUCUCACAAAGCCGAUCCCGGACCAUACCCUGGCUGGAGCCGCAGAGGCUGGGCUCCAUCCGGCUCUGAGCCAUCAUCAUCAGGCAGCUCAUCUUCGCAGUCUCAAGAGCCUAGAACCAGAGGAAGAAGUGGAAGAUGAUCCAAAAGUCACACUGGAAGCCAAGGAUCUAUGGGACCAGUUCCACAAAUUAGGAACAGAAAUGGUUAUUACGAAAUCUGGCAGGAGAAUGUUUCCACCUUUUAAAGUCCGCAUUAAUGGACUCGAUAAAAAAGCGAAGUAUAUUCUAUUAAUGGAUAUUGUGGCUGCCGACGACUGCCGCUACAAGUUCCACAACUCUCGCUGGAUGGUUGCGGGGAAGGCCGACCCGGAGAUGCCAAAGCGAAUGUAUAUACAUCCGGAUAGCCCAGGUACUGGAGAACAAUGGAUGGCUAAGCCUGUUGCUUUUCAUAAACUGAAGUUAACGAACAACAUUUCGGACAAACAUGGAUUUACUAUUCUGAAUUCAAUGCAUAAAUACCAGCCCAGGUUCCAUAUUGUGAGAGCCAAUGAUAUUCUGAAGCUUCCAUACAGCACUUUCAGGACAUAUGUUUUUCCUGAGACCGACUUUAUUGCUGUCACAGCUUAUCAAAACGACAAGAUAACACAACUGAAGAUUGAUAAUAACCCCUUUGCCAAAGGCUUCAGAGACACAGGGAAUGGACGGAGGGAAAAAAGAAAACAGCUGACCCUUCCUUCAUUACGCAUGUAUGAGGAUCAGUGCAAAGCGGACCGUGAUGGCGGAGAUUCUGAUGCUUCCUCAAGCGAACCUGCAACCGGUAGAGAUGCUGGUCAUUCACCUGGACCGGUUUCCAGCCCACUUAGAUUUAACCGGAGCAGCAGAGAGGAGAAAACAUGCAGUGACAGUGAGCAGGAAAUGGACCACCAAGAUGAGCGAUGUGGAGGCUCCAGCAGUCCUGGACCUGAGCCUCCAUCUCCAUUCAGGUCGAGAUGUGAGGAGAGGCCUGUCCUAGAGAAAAAAGAGGAUUAUCCUGAGUCCAUAAAAAACUUGGAGAAAGACAAAUUAGAGAGCAGGCAAAGGAAAGACUCAGACUUGUCAAAGAAGGACACGGAAAAUGGGAGUCUAAGCGGCAGUAAAGAUAGCUUCUCUCCUCUGAUGGUACAAACAGAGAGUCCUUCACAUUUUGGGGCAGGACAUCUUCAGAGUUUGGCGCUCUCCGGCCUACACAGUCAACAGUUCUUUAACCCACUAAACACCGGACAGCCACUAUUAUUCCACCCUGGACAGUUUGCCAUGACACCUGGAGCGUUUUCAGCCAUGGGUAUGGGACAUCUAUUGGCUUCAGUGUCAGGAGCUGGUGGCCUGGAGAAUGGGAGUCUGUCGGCCCAGGGUACUGGGAGCACCCCGAGUCCUUUUCCCUUUCAUCUGUCUCAACACAUGCUUGCCUCUCAGGGCAUUCCGAUGCCAACCUUCGGUGGACUUUUCCCCUAUCCGUACACCUACAUGGCUGCGGCAGCAGCAGCAGCCUCCGCCCUCCCCGCGAGCAGCAGCACGGCCUCCUCGCUAUCCAGGAACCCGUUCUUGAGCAGCUCCACUCACCCUCGACUGCGAUUCAACCCUUACCAGCUCCCCGUGUCUAUCCCCCAAAGCACACACCUACUCACUACCGGAUUGCCAGGCGUCCUGAACCCCUCAUCUGAAUCCUCUAAAUGUGGUAGCAGGGAGGCGAGUCCAGUGCCUGAUCAGCAUAAUCAUAAAUCAGGGGCCAGUCAGAGGAACGGCUCUCCUAAAACAUCAAUGAAGGAAUCCAUCAAUGAACUUCAAAAUAUUCAGAGACUAGUGAGCGGCCUAGAGAGUCAGCGGGAAACUUCCUCACCUCGGGAUCCCCCCAAGUGAUCAAGCGUCCCCAAACCUAUCCAGGGAAUGACUUGAAUUGCCAGAGGAUUUUAUCAAGUGGUUCUCUGCGAUGCAUUUCAUCAUGUACUGUUUUGCGCAUGGAUGACUGGAGUGGAAAAAAGACAAACAGCA
This is a messenger RNA of Myxocyprinus asiaticus (Chinese sucker), 2612 nucleotides long. RefSeq names its product T-box transcription factor TBX2b-like. Bases 447 to 2480 code for a protein of 677 amino acids. The transcript has 7 exons. Lineage: Eukaryota; Metazoa; Chordata; Actinopteri; Cypriniformes; Catostomidae. Gene Ontology annotation, molecular function: RNA polymerase II cis-regulatory region sequence-specific DNA binding; DNA-binding transcription factor activity, RNA polymerase II-specific. The record is from RefSeq and is a predicted model, not a curated record. Gene Ontology annotation, cellular component: nucleus. Gene Ontology annotation, biological process: cell fate specification; positive regulation of DNA-templated transcription; regulation of transcription by RNA polymerase II.